AUGGGUCUGGCAACAGCAAAACUACUGGCCUCCCGAGGGGCUUUCAUCUCUCUUGCAGACAUAAACGAAGCCGCCGUCGAAGCAGCAUGUGAGUCGCUACCAACCAGCAACAGGCACAUGUGCAGGGUCAUCGAUGUCCGCAGCAGCCCGUCAGUUGAUGCCUGGAUCGAAGCGACAUUGCAGAGGUUCGGUAAGCUCGAUGGAGCUGUCAACAUGGCCGGCAUCAUCACCCCGGCGAAACCUGUUGCCGAAGAGACCGACGAAACGUGGGAUUUCAACUUUGCCGUCAAUGCUCGGGGUGUCUUCUGCUGUAUAAGGGCUCAGAUUCGGGCCAUGACAGCUGGAGGGAGCAUUGUGUCUGCUGCCAGCACCUUUGGCCAGAUGGGAUCCCCGGGUGUUUCCCCUUAUUGCGCCAGUAAAGCGGCCGUCAUUGGUCUUUCCAGAACGGCCGCAAAGGAAAACCCACACAUACGGAUCAACUGUGUGGCUCCAGGCUCUGUCAAUACUCCAAUGUCUGCUGGCGAAUAUCCUGAGGAUGUCAAGCGCGGUCUCCAGCAAACGGCACAAAAGCGAAGAGCGGAGCCAAUCGAAAUAGCCAAUGUUAUUGCUUUUCUGUUGAGUGACGAGGCGUCCUUCGUGACGGGAGCUGUAUAUAACGUGGAUGGUGACUGGAUGUGCUAG
Messenger RNA from Exophiala xenobiotica, 681 nucleotides. RefSeq lists its product as uncharacterized. The transcript has 3 exons. The coding region runs from base 1 to 681 and encodes 226 amino acids. Gene Ontology annotation, molecular function: oxidoreductase activity. NCBI's taxonomy places the organism in Eukaryota, Fungi, Ascomycota, Eurotiomycetes, Chaetothyriales, Herpotrichiellaceae. The record is from RefSeq and is a predicted model, not a curated record.